Messenger RNA from Acipenser ruthenus (sterlet), 1186 nucleotides. Its product is annotated as smoothelin-like protein 2. Gene Ontology annotation, cellular component: microtubule organizing center; filamentous actin. Gene Ontology annotation, molecular function: protein binding. Lineage: Eukaryota; Metazoa; Chordata; Actinopteri; Acipenseriformes; Acipenseridae. The transcript is spliced from 6 exons. Gene Ontology annotation, biological process: actin cytoskeleton organization. Bases 317 to 1186 code for a protein of 289 amino acids. The record is from RefSeq and is a predicted model, not a curated record.
UAAAACAGCUUUCAGAGAGAGACAGAGAGUAAUAGAUACUAGUUUUACAAGCUGACUGUUACAUUUUCAUGUUGUGUUCAGUUUCAAUAGCUGACAAAUAAACAAACAAACUAACGAACCAACCAAGAAACAAGAAACGCCUCUCUGGUCUCCAUGACCACUUGAAAAAUAUUCUUUACACAGCUUUAUUAUUAUUAUUAUUAUUAUUAUUAUUGAACACUUGGACAAAACCGCUAGGAGGCUGGACAGCAGUUGGACAGGCUGUCAACAUUGGACAAUAAGGAAAAGACACCUUUGGAAGGUCAAGUAAUCCAAGAUGGAAACCGGAGUAGGGCAGGUGGAACGCGACACAAACGACGCAUCACUUCCUGUCCAGGAGGAUGCUGGGAGCUGCGAGCCGUCGCCCAAUCAGAAUGAAGCAGGGCAAGAGGCACAGGAAGUAAUGAGGCGCUCUGAGAAGGUGGGCGUGUCCUGUGAGAAGGUGGGCGUGUCCUGUGAGGCGGUGGGCGUGACAGAUGAGAAGGCGGGCGUGUCCUGUGAGGCGGUGGGCGUGUCCGGUGAGAAGCCACUGGGCGUGUCCACAGGACAGCGAAGGAAAGACAGACAGACAGACAGACGCAGCGCUCCUCUCCCCUCCUCCCUCUCCCGCUCUCACACGCUCCCUCGUUCCUGCGCCGGGGGUUCCAGGAGGGCCAUCUCGGCCCGCUUCGAGGAGCGCAGCGCUGAGGCAGGGUCUCCAGCCCCUCCUAAGUUCAAAGUUCAGAGGUCGACGAGUGUGGGGGCGUCUGGUGGAAACUCAGCGAAGCAGGUUUUGCUGCAGUGGUGCCGCUUGAAAACACAGGGGUACCAGAAUGUGGAUAUUCAGAACCUCUCUUCUUCGUGGAGCAGUGGGCUGGCGUUCUGUGCUCUCAUUCACAGCUUCUUUCCAGAUGCCUUCCAAUAUUCAGAGCUGAGACCGGAGCAGAGAGAGCACAACUUCACCCUGGCCUUCGACACGGCAGAGGAGGCUGGCUGCCCCCAGUUGCUCGAGGUUUCUGAUAUGCUGCUCAUGGGAUCUCGUCCGGAUCCUCUCUGCGUGUUCACUUACCUGCAAUCCGUGUGCCAGCGACUGCGCAAGAUAGAACUGCAGAGGAAGAAAGAGAGGGAGGAGAGGGAGAGGGAGGAGGAGAAGGAGAUGUAUACAUAA